AUGGAGCAAGUAAAGAGUAAAGUCACGCGCAGCGAAAAGUUGCUUGAUAGUUUAGGAUCCGAGAAAAUAAGAUGGGAAUCUGGGAGUCAAGCGUUCGAGACACAAAUGGGAACAAUCGUUGGUGACGUUAUAUUAUCAGCUGCUUUUCUUGCUUAUGGUGGUUACUUCGAUCAACAAUAUCGUGAAGUUCUUCUGAACAAAUGGAUAAACCACUUGAUGGCUGCUGGUGUCUCAUUCAAAGGUGAUUUGUCGUUAACAGAGUACUUGUCUUCCGCGGACGACCGGUUGUCAUGGCAAGCCAACUCCCUACCAGCAGAUGAUCUUUGUACAGAAAAUGCUAUCAUGUUGAAACGUUUCAAUAGAUAUCCGCUUAUUAUCGAUCCUUCCGGUCAAGCGACUGCCUUCCUAAUGAACGAAUACAAGCACAGGAAGAUGGCAGUUACCAGUUUCUUGGACGAUUCAUUCAUCAAGAAUUUAGAAUCUGCGCUACGUUUCGGAAAUCCAUUGCUGAUCCAGGAUGUUGAGCAUCUGGAUCCUAUUCUUAAUGCAGUCUUGAACAAAGAAUUGCGUCGCACUGGAGGUCGUGUUCUGAUUAGAUUGGGAGGACAAGAUAUCGACUUUUCUCCAUCAUUCACUCUAUUUUUAUCAACACGCGAUCCUUCCGUUAACUUCCCUCCGGAUGUAUGCAGUCGUGUGACAUUUGUUAACUUUACUGUCACCCGUAGCAGUUUGCAGAGUCAAUGCCUCAACCAAGUUCUUAAAGUUGAACGACCUGACACGGACAAGAAGAGAACGGAUCUAAUUAAACUGCAAGGGGAAUUCAAAUUGAAAUUAAGACAUCUGGAGAAAUCGCUUUUACAAGCUUUAAAUGAAUCUAAAGGCAACAUUUUGGAUGACGCUAAAGUUCUUGAUACAUUAGAGACACUAAAGAAAGAAGCAGCAGAGAUUACCCGUAAGAUUGAGGAAACAGAGACUAUAGUUCAGGAAGUUGAGCAGGUCACAACAGAAUACACACCUCUUGCUUCGGCCUGUAGUUCCGUAUUUUUCGUUAUGGAACAAAUGAAUCUUCUCAACCAUUUCUAUCAAUUUUCACUUGAAUACUUCUAUGAAAUCUUCCAAUCUAUUCUUCACAAUAAUCCAAAUCUCCAGGACGUCACUGACAAUAACAAGCGUUUGAGCAUUCUCUCUCGUGAUUUGUUCAAUGUCACUUUCCAAAGAGUUUCACGCGCUUUACUUCACGAUGACCAUAUCACCUUUGCUCUCUUAUUGUCUCAAAUCAAACUGCGCGGUACACCUGACCAAGUUGAUGAAAUGGAAUAUGAUUACUUGCUGAGUGGUGGAGACGUUGUCCCUGGUGUUAAAGUUAGUGCUGCAGAUCUUGGAAUAUCUGAAGAUAUCUUUGACUCGGAACAUGCAGCGCGUAUAAAAGAAUAUUCCACACUGCCGUGCUUUAGAACUCUUGCUGAUGAGCUUUCUGACAAUGAAGAGAAAUGGGAGGAGUUCAUGAACCAUGAUGCUGCCGAGAAGUCAAUCCCAAUAUUCUGGGAAUCAAAUGUACCCGAAUCGGUUAAUCAGCUGCGACGAAUGCUUCUUGUCAAAUGCCUAAGACCCGACAGACUCAUACCUGCCGCUAAAUCAUUCGUUAGCGAAGUCUUUGACUCAGUCUUUCUUGGUCAAACAGAAUUGGAUUUCAAGGCUAUGGUACUGGAAGAAGUUCAACCGACAACGCCUAUAUCACUUUGUUCUGUGCCUGGUUACGAUGCCAGUUAUCGCGUAGAUAAUCUUGUUGCCGAAGUAAACGUUCGUUGCACAUCAGUUGCCAUGGGCUCUCAAGAAGGCUUUACGUUAGCUGAUCAAGCGAUCAGCUCCGCCAUUAAGACAGGUCAAUGGGUGUUGUUGAAGAACGUACAUCUCGCUCCCUCAUGGCUCGGUCAACUAGAGAAGAAACUUCAUAGUAUGAAAGCAAACAGAAACUUCCGCAUAUUUCUCACGAUGGAAACAAAUCCUAAAGUGCCCGUUAAUCUCCUUCGCUUAUCACGCGUUCUAAUGUUCGAACCACCACCGGGAAUCAAAGCAAAUCUUCAAGAUUCACUCAAAGGCAUUACACCGGCACGUGUUCGCAAAGGUCCAACCGAACUUGCCCGUUUGUACUUCUUGCUCGCUUGGUUACAUGCAAUUGUACAAGAGCGUCUUCGAUAUGUUCCACUUGGCUGGACGAAGGUGUACGAGUUUAACGAUUCCGAUCAGGACUUUUCCAUUAACACAAUCGAUGCCUGGCUGGAUAGUAUUGCACAAGGCCGAUCGAAUAUCUCCCCCGAUAAGAUUCCGUGGGAUGCUUUGCGUACUUUGAUUACUACGGCUGGUUAUGGUGGUCGUAUCGAUAACGAGUUUGAUAAGCGUCUCUUGGAAUCUUUUGUAAACACGCUCUUCACUCCAGCCGCUUACGAUCUUCACUAUCCUCUUGUCGAUGCUGACGAUGGCAAUCUUCUAAAAAUACCAGAGGGCACAAAGAUUGAGCAAUUUAUAAUGUGGGUUAACAAAUUACCUGAGAGAGAGCCUCCGGCAUGGUUGGGUCUGCCAAGCAAUGCAGAAAGAGUCUUAGCAACUUCACAGGGUUAUGCUAUGUUGGUCAAAGUUCGUAAAAUGAAGAGCAUAAGUGAUGACGAUGAAGUAGCAUAUUCGCAAGAAUCCAAUACAAAGAGUUCAGGAUCGUCUAGCCAACCAGCAUGGAUGCGACAGCUGUCUGCUUCCGUGAACAACUGGUUGAGUAUGUUGCCAGAAAAACUCAGUUCUAUGCAGAAGACUGCUGAUAGUAUCAAGAACCCGCUGUUCAGAUUCUUUGAUCGUGAAAACUCCAUUGGCCGUAGUCUUCUCUCGAAGGUCAGACAAGAUUUGAAUGACAUUGUGAAAGUUUGCGAUGGUGAAUUAAAACAGACGAAUCAUUUGCGUAUGCUGUUGGGUUGUUUAACUAAGGGUAUAAUCCCUGAUCAUUGGUGCAAGUACAAGAUACCAAAGACUAUUUCUCUUAAUCAUUGGAUUGCCGAUCUCAAGAGUCGUCUCCAACAACUUGAAUCCAUCACCCGUGAGACUGACUUCCAAUAUUUAGAUGUAUGGCUCGGCGGUUUGUUUAUGCCCGAAGCCUUCAUCACAGCUACUCGCCAGGCAGUGGCCCAGAAACACCAAUGGUCACUUGAAGAAUUACGUCUAGAAGUUGACAUAAACAAGCACGGAGAUGCUGACGCAUUUGCUGUAUCUGGUCUUAAACUUGAGGGCGCUAAAUGGGAUAAUGCACUUCAAUUGACAUCAACUCCGUUAACAAAACUCGAACUUACUCAAAUCCGCUGGGUUCUUAAGACUGAUGUUGCCGCGCUUAAAGAAGACAGUGUAUCGCUUCCUGUAUAUCUUAAUAGCGAUCGAAGCGAUCUGCUUUUUGUUGUGAAUGUUGACGCCAAAGCAUCUGACAAGAAUAAGAUCGCACAACGUGCUGUUGCUAUAGUCGUGUGCUUCUUACGCAAGCUUUGCUUGGCUGAAAAGUCAGCCCUAGUUCUCAAAAGAAUUUCUAUUGCUAAUAGACUAUUGCAACCUAAAGACUGGAGACACGUUUCAUUAAUAUCAAGCAUUCUUGAAAUGGGCGGUGGUUCACCAGGAACACUGUCUCCUGCUGAGGAACUCGUCUUGCAAAUGUCAAGCCUUACUGCUGACGAGAGUGGGGAGUCUUCUUCACAGCAGACAGCCGGUGAAGAACCCGCGCAAGUUCGUCUUCUAUAUUCGAAAAGCAAAGUCUAUGUUCACCCUAAAAGUGACAACGAAGAUAACAUUCCAGGGUUUCUUUGCAUUGUGGAGAGGUCACCAAAUAGCUUUCUCCUCGCUUGGACACCAGAAUCGUUACUAUCAGCGGAUGAAUUGGAAUCGUACGUGCAGGUCGAGGGCGGAUCGGACAGAGAACUAGAGGACGAUGAGAGUUCAUGGAUAGAGGCAGGAGGUGAAGAAGAUCACGGGCUUGGAUCCACAAUACUCAUCGCGCCUCCACCGACGGCAAUAACAGCUUCCGUACCAACAGCAGAGACACAAUAUGCUAUAUCGAUACCGGUCAAUUCAAUCUAUUCUAUUAUUGUCAACCCGCCAAAAUUUCAGCAAUGGUAUGGAUCAGUGGUGAUAAAUCUUGUAGGUGGAAUAACUUUACCUGCACUAUACUUCCACGAUGACGAAAGUCGGAGCACGAGGCUUCAGAGACAGAACAAUAAUCAGAAAAAUGGUGAAAUCGAAGACGAUGAUGAGGAAGAUAGUGCGGUGGCUCAUUGGGGUGGCGAUGAAUUAAUCAAGUGGCUUGGGAAAGUAGCUGUUGUCGUGAGCUCUGUGGUUGAAUCCAAUUUACUCCUUGUUAAUCCAACGUCUGAAGAUCUUGUAAAUCACAGCCCUCCGGCAACCGAAGUGAAGCCUUCGGCAAGAAUGACGCAGGGGACAUCUAGACAAAGACCAUUGUCUGUGCAAAUGGAUCCUUUGGUAUCUGCCGUCAAAGAGAUUCGAUGGAACGUUAUGGAGAGAUUUUCAAAAGUUGCUAGAUUCUCACGCGAUGCAGCAGUUACAAUUCUUGAACAUCCAUUGGCACGUCCUAUCCUACCUCAUUUACCGCCAGCAUUGAAUAACAUUGCUCAAUCAGAAAAUGCUCGGGUAGUAAUAGACGAAUAUGAUUCAGGAAGAGUCUAUUUAGCCAAAUGGGCAGCAAGAGUGGCUGAAGAAGCAGAGUCUCAAAAUGAUAAAACAUGGGUACCUUUGUAUAAGCCUGGAGGAGUGGAGGAGGGCGGCAGCGUACAUUUUGAGGAAGACACCGAGUUGGGGCCUUUUGAGAUACUGAGCACUAAAACAAGUUUGCCACCCAUACGGGAUACGCGCACGGUUCCACUAAACGCUGAAAGUUGGUUCUCGUUCUUCGAUACUGAAGGAAGGCUUAAGGUUGAAGCAGUGGAUGUCAGACAAGCUAUAUUUCGAGGCGGAAUUGAAGAGGACAUACGCACAGAAGUAUGGAAAUUCCUAUUGGAUGUGUACCCUUGGGAAUCAAGUGAGGUGGAAAGGGCAAACAUCUUAGAGGCGAAGAGACAUGAAUAUUUUGCUCUCAAAAGUGAAUGGUGGUCUUCUACAGAAGUACAAGCUGGUGCUAUAUUCCAGGAUCACAAAGUCCGUAUAGAGAAGGAUGUUAUUAGAACGGAUAGAAGCGUGUCAUUUUUCAAAAGUGAGGAUAUGCCUCACCCAGAUCCAUUAGCUGGCUCGUCAUCAAACUUAACAAAUAAGAACCUGGAGUUAAUGAAGGAUAUAUUGAUGACGUACAAUUUUUAUAACAAAGAUUUGGGAUAUGUACAAGGUAUGAGCGACUUGCUUGCUCCAUUGUUUGCGGUAAUGAACGAUGAAGUGACAGCAUUUUGGGCAUUUGUCGGGUUUAUGGAUCGUAUGAAAUACAACUUUUAUGAAGAUCAAACUGGAAUGCGGAGACAGUUAUUGACAUUAGAUCACCUAAUACAAUUCAUGGAUCCCGUAUUCUAUAAGCAUCUACAGAAAACUGAAUCCCUCAAUCUAUUCUGCUGCUUCCGCUGGAUACUUAUCUGGUUCAAACGAGAAUUCAAUUGGGAUGACAUCGCUCGGCUAUGGGAAGUGCUCUGGUCUGAUUAUUUAACUGGACAAUUUCAUCUAUUUGUGGCUCUCGCCAUCCUUGAAAAACAUAGCCGAGUGAUAAUGGAGUUUCUACCUAACUUUGAUGAAAUAUUGAAAUAUAUAAAUGAUCUCUCUAUGGACGUUAACCUGGAAGAUACGUUGAAGCAAGCUGAGAUGUUGUUUUAUCAGUUUCAGAGAAUGGUAGCAGCAAUUGACGCCAAACGGAUGGAAGAAUCGGAGCAGAAAGAACCGCAUGAAGGACUUAGAAAGAGGGUCAAUAAGCGACCUGAAAAUGGUGAAGGAAGUUCAACACAGGAUGAUGCUACCAACAAAUUGCCAGUCAUACCGGAUGAUCUUAGAGACUUACUGAAUAAAGAAUGGCCAAGGAUAGUCGCCGAACAGACAAGCAACCCGGUUGAUCUGACUCCUAGUUCGAGAUUGGCUGAGUUGCUUUACAUAGCUAAAGAACAAGAUGAAGGGGAUGAGGUGCGUCCAUGUGAAGUCAUUGAUGACGAUGUUCUGGACGAUGACGAAGCAGAUGUGCAGAAAACUGCUGAGGGAGAAGACGGUACCAUAACGCAUCAUUCAAAAUACAUCAGUAAUAUUGAUCCGGACAAUACUCUAGAACCCAAAGAAGCACCAAAUUAUUCAACGUGGUAUAUGACCACUCAUCGUGCUGCUUCUACGUGUGCCAUUUUCAGCGGAGACGGAAAAUAUGCAGCAACAGGUUCAGCCGACGCAUCAUUAAAAGUCCUCGAUACAAGUAAGAUGAAUAGUCGGUCAGACGAAGAUCGUCCCGUCAUUAGAACUUUAUAUGAUCAUCUUGCUCCAGUGAACGAUCUUUCUUUCCAUCCGAAUGGAUUGGUACUCGCAUCAUGUUCCGAUGACCAAAGCAUAAAAUUAUUUGAUCUAUCAAAACCGGGUGUUAAACGAUCGUUCCGGUAUCUUCAGGAUACUCAUAUAGUACGAUCAAUAGCAUUUCAUCCGUCAGGAGAUUUUAUAUUAGCUGGCACCGAUGAUGAAUCAAUCAGAGUAUACGAUGUAAAGUCUUUCAACUGCUAUACAGCUUCUACUAAUCAGAAUGACUUGCACCAUGGUGGAAUAACGCGAGUUCGCUUCUCUUACAAUGGCUCGCAAUUCAUAACCAGUUCCUUAGAUGGCAGUAUUAAAAUCUGGGAUGUGGUCACUGGCCGAUGUAUUCGGACAAUAGAACAGGCUCAUGGAGGAUCGGCUGUAUCGAGUGUAAGGUUUUCAAAGAAUGGAAAAUAUGUUCUGAGUGGGGGUCGAGAUUCGUUAUGUAAACUGUGGGAGGCUACUAGCGGACGUUGUUUGAUUACAUAUGAUGGGGCCGCGCAAAAGAAUAACACCUUACAAACAACAUUCACAUAUAACGAGGACUUUGUCUUAUCUUGUGAUGAAUCCAACAACACAAUCGUAUGUUGGGAUUCGCGAACCGGCGCUUUGCUGAAGAGAUUACCAGGUCACGCUGGACUUGUCCGAUGCGUAGCGGCCUCUCCCACAGAGCCCGGAUUUAUCAGUUGCAGUGAUGAUUUCAGAGUCAGGUAA
Paraglomus brasilianum is the source of this 7212-nucleotide messenger RNA. NCBI's taxonomy places the organism in Eukaryota, Fungi, Glomeromycota, Glomeromycetes, Paraglomerales, Paraglomeraceae. The record is from the annotation of a GenBank genome assembly.